Hydra vulgaris (swiftwater hydra) is the source of this 5999-nucleotide messenger RNA. RefSeq names its product laminin subunit gamma-1. Gene Ontology annotation, biological process: dendrite development; motor neuron axon guidance; tissue development. Lineage: Eukaryota; Metazoa; Cnidaria; Hydrozoa; Anthoathecata; Hydridae. Gene Ontology annotation, cellular component: basement membrane. The record is from RefSeq and is a predicted model, not a curated record.
UUAUUAUAUUCACCUUACGAGAGCAGCUGUGCAAAAAAUCGAAGCACUAUCAAUUUUAACAAUUUUAAUUGAUUUAUUUGUUGCAUGUAGAUUUUAAUAAUGACGGUUUUGUAAACAUUACAAGUUGUUGGUAAAUUAAGUAAAAAUUAGAACAACUGUAAUUAAUUGAGAAGAUACAAGAUUGCAAGAUACAAGAUGGGUUUUUUAGAUAUGUUACUAAAAUUAGACGAAGAUGUGCGCAGAGGUCUUUCCCAUUCACAGCAUAUAAUGCUUUUAGGUAUUUUGCUCUAUUUGGCUCGUUAUUGCGCAACUGCAUGUUACGACGAAAAAGGACAGGCCAUUACUUGUAUAACUUCUCCAAUUAAUGCUGCAUUUAAACGUAAACUAGAUGCUACUAACACAUGCGGUACUCCUCCCGAGGGAUUUUGUUAUAUUGGCCCAGAAAGAGCUUGCGAGAUAUGUGACGCAUCUGAUCCAGCUAACAGCCACCCGGUAGAAAAUAUUAAUGAUGCUGAUGUCAAUAGCAAAAUAACCUGGUGGCAGUCACAAACAUGGUGGCAGUCAAACCAAAAUGGAAUUUCCAAAAUGUUUGAACCUUUAAAAGUUAAUAUUACACUAACAAUAGGCAAGAGUUAUUUAAUUAGCGGAGGAGUAUACGUGACUUUUUAUACAGAGAGACCAAAACAAAUGGUAAUAGAACGUUCAAGAGACUUUGGAAAAACAUGGGAUGUAUAUCAGUUUUAUGCAAAGAACUGCCGGUCAGCAUACAAUCUUCAACCAGAUCCAGAAAUAAAUCCUCGAGAUCCAUUUAAACCAAUUUGUUCUCAGCAAUACAGUGGAGAGUUCCCUCGCAGCGGUGGUGUUGUUCAUUUUGAUCCUCGAACACGCUACACACCUAAAGAUUACUACAAUAAAAGUGUUAGUUCAUACUUAGAAGCCACAAAUAUUCGGUUACGUUUAGAAUAUCCAGGGACAGACGGACGAGAGUUUAUAAAUGAGGAGACAACACUUAGCCAAUAUUAUUAUGCAAUUAGUGAGAUACGUGUUGACGCAAGAUGUAACUGCAAUGGUCAUUCAGAAUUUUGUGAUUUUCAAGAUGGUGUUGAAAAAUGUGAUUGUAAUCAUAACACUAUGGGAGAUGACUGCAGUAUGUGUUUGCCCAUGUUUAGUAACAGAUUAUGGAUGCCCGGAAAUUUAACUCAUGCAAAUCCUUGCGAGAAAUGUAAUUGCAACGAACACACUACAACCUGUGUUUACAGUGACCUUUUGCGAACAGGAGUAUGCCAAAACUGUCAACAUAAUACGCGAGGUGUUAAAUGUGACCGAUGCAUUGAUGGUUACUAUAGAAACAUUUCAAGAGACUUAUCAGACGAAAAUGUCUGUAUCCCUUGUGAUUGUUACCCACCUGGAAUAACUGAUGAUGGAAAAUGUUUGCAAAACCCUACAGGGACACAACAACUAGGACAGUGCAAUUGUAAAAAUGGUAUCUAUGGGCGUCGUUGUGAUCAAUGUGUACCUGGUAAAUGGGGGUAUAGCAAAUUGAGUGAUGGAGCUUGCAUAGAUUGCUCAUGUAAUUCAUUUGGGACGCAAAAUAGUAAUCAGUUAUGUGAUCCAUACACUGGGAACUGUUUUUGCAAGUCUUUUAUUACUGGUAGAGCUUGUGAUACUUGCAAAGAUGGUUAUUAUAUUUUUCCAACUUCAAUCAAAAAAGACUGCGUGCCUUGCCCUUGCAAUGUUGGUGGAUCUUUUCCAUCUUGCGAUAAAUCUUCUGGGACAUGUUCAUGUAAACCAGGUGUAAUUGGUUUAAAGUGUGAUAUGGUUGAUUCUGGUUAUUUUUUUCCAAAUUUCACCUACUUGAAGUUUGAGCCAGAGUUUUUGUCACCUAAUGGUACAUUCUCAACAUAUUAUUUAGCUCGCAACUAUGCAAAAUACCACACAGGAUUUGGUUUCAUAAAGCUUGAUUAUGGUCAAUGGAUAUCAUUUCAAUUUCAAGUUCCUACCAAUGCUUAUUAUUUUAUUAUGUUGCGUUACAGUUUGUUUAAUCUUGAUUGGUAUUCUUCUAUCCUCCCCAGUGGUAGGGAAAAUGUGGACUGGGACGGAAAAAAUGAUAUGCAAUUUUAUUUAACUUCAGGUGAUCAACCAGAAAAAUGGGAAUUAGUUGGAAAAAUUAUUGGCGAAAAUAAUAUUGAAGUUCAAAAUGCUGUUUUUAGUAUUGCAGAUUUAAAUAUGGGGAAUGAUAAUAGUGUGGCUUCAAAAUCCUCUUUUUUACUAAAGCAAAAUGUUAUCUACACAUUUUCACUCUAUUAUGACGAGGAUUCAGGACUUUUUGGCAAUCCCUGGCCUUUUUUAAUAGACUCAUUAUCUGUGAUGAUUGAUUAUAAUUUGACUUCUUAUUUUAAAAGUUAUUCUUUAAUUAAUAUUCAAAAUGAAAUUAAAAAUUGCUUUGAAGCUUCUAAAAAUCUGGAAACUACAUACAAUUUACCCGGUUUUUGUAAGCUGCAUACAUUUACUAUUGAUUUAGAAGUUUAUGGAAGAGCUUUAGAGUGUAAUUGUUAUGCACCUGGUUCAUAUAAUUGGAAUCAAUGUGCUGAAUAUGGGGGUCAAUGUCAAUGUAAAGAAGGGUUUGGUGAUCGUAGUUGUGACCAAUGUGUACCUGGUUAUUUUGGUUCACCUGGUGUUGGUUGCAGUCCCUGCCAUUGUUCUGAUGUGGGAAGUUUAUCAGAUACUUGUCAUCAAAUAACCGGCCAAUGUAGCUGUAAACAAAACGCUCAUGGUUUGAAAUGUGAUGAAUGUAAAUUAGGCUUUUAUCACUUGAAUGAAAUGAAUCCAAAAGGUUGUCAAGAAUGUUUUGGCUAUGGACAUUUAGUUUCAUGUCAAUCUGCUAUGGGCUUUAUUAGUACUUAUAUUGAGACCUCAUUUGCAGAAUCCUCUGAUACGUAUGACAACUGGACUCUUCUAAAUGAAGAUGGUUCUGAUAUAAGCAGUUAUAUAUUGCAAGAAAAGGAUGGAAUCGAAUAUACAAAUGAUAAGAAUUACUUGAGAUAUUUUAAUGCUCCUAUGCUGUUUCUUGGAAAUCAAUUGUAUUCUUUUGGGCAGCUUCUUCUUGUAGAAAUGGAAAUUUUUCCAAUGUUUGAAGUACUUGUAUCUAAAGUUCCAUGGCAUGUUCGCUUGAUUGGUAAUGGUCAGGUUGCAUUGUUUCGAUUUAAAGAGACAAUAUCUAAGUUUCGAACCUUAUAUUCUGUGAUAUUGCACCAAGAUUAUAUGAUAAAUGCCACCAAGUUAAGAGAGUUUGAUUUCAAAGCUAUGCUUGGUCAACUAUCUGGCCUGCAUAUUGGCACUUCUUUUUUUGAAGCACCAGUAACAAUUACUUUAAAAAAUGUGAGGUUAUACACUGCUGUUUUUAAUCCUUCUAAUUACAAUAUCUCUAUUAUGGUAGAUUAUGUUGAACUAGCCAAGUGUUUGACUGGUUACAAAGGUCGAUCAUGUGAGGAAUGCGAUGUAGGUUAUACAAGAGUUAUUCCAUAUGGUAGUCCUUUAAUAAAUUGUGUACCAUGUUCAUGUAAUGGCAGAACAAAAGAGUGUGAUCCACAAACUGGAGAGUGUAAAAAUUGCAUGCCAGGAACAAUAGGAAAGUAUUGUGAAAGCUGCAUGGAGAAUGUAUUAGAACCAAAGUGCGACAAAUGUAGACCUGGAUACUGGGGAUUAUGCUCACAAUUGAAUGGAUGCAGACCUUGUGAUUGCUACCUUCCUGGCACUCAAGGUGGAAAUAACAAUGAGUGUGACAGUCUGACUGGUCAAUGUGUUUGCGAUUCUCAAAAAAAUGUUGGUGGAAGACAAUGUAAUCUUUGUAAAGAAAAUUCUUUCAAUAUUUCAUUGACUGUUGAGUUAAGAUGUCAAGAAUGUCCAGUGUGUUAUGGUCUAAUAGAAAAUUCUGUUUUGCAAUUACGCAGUAACAUUCUUCAAGUUCAAAUUCAAAUUUUAAAUAUGGUAUCAAAGUUAUCUAGUAUGACUGUUUCUCCUUUUUAUCAGUCCAUUAGUUCAAUGAGAUCUGAUAUUAUUAAUCUUGCUCGCCGAGCAGAUCAAGGGUUGUCAGUUGCUUCAGGAUUAGAUCUUUUGUGGAAAAGUCUUGAUAAUAGUGUAAACUUGUUUUUAAAUACGCUGUCUAAUUCAACAUAUGCAAAAAUGGAAAGUCUAUUAAUGGGUGCAAACAAUAUUUUUGCCAUACAUAACUCUACCGUGUUUCAAUACUCUGCUAUCUUUAAUUAUUUGAUAACCAGCUUCAAUUUAAUCAAUAACACAGUACGCGCACGAAUGCAACAGCAAGGUGUGGCUUUGGAACAGCUGCGAAAUUUAGGAAAUGAGAUGGUAGGAUAUGUAGCUAUAGCUACAAGAAGAACAAAUGAAGUUCUGACAAAAAAGUAUGACUUAAAACAGAAAAUACAAGUAUCAAUAAAUGCUGCUGUCCAAGCUGCCAGCACUGCAAAAUUAACACGAGAAACUGCAUUUAAUAUGACAUUUACUUUUGAGCCUGUGUUGUUACGGGGUAGAGAAGUUCAAAGUAUUGCAAGAACUUGUCUUGCAGCUAUUCAAGAUUGGUUUCGAAAUGCAAGCAGAGUGUUACUGUAUUCUCAAACUGUGUUAAAUGCCACUACUUCACCAUUAGUUGAUAAUUCAAAGAACAUCACAAGUUUGGGUUUUCUUACACAAGCACUGCGAGAUCGUUUUAAUGGAUUUACAACUUCAGUAUUUUCACUGACAACAAAUGUCAAUUCUGUUGCUUUGGAAAUCACUAAACUCAAAACUUCAUUACACCAAACUCAAAUUUCUGCCAUUGAGCGACGAUCUUCUCUUUUGUAUACCAAUAUUGUAUUAUUGUAUAACAAAACUAUUUUGGCUGUUAAUAUUGCCAAGAAGACAUAUGACGAUGCUUGGUCCAUGUUAAAUACAGUUAAAAACUUUAUGGUUGUUGCUUCUCAAGCAAAGCGAGCUGCUAAUGAAGCACUCACACAAGUUGAUAAUGUUAAAAUAACUGUUGAGUCAGCACUUCAAACAGCAGUCUCUAUUAGCAACCAGCUAAGAGGACCAAUAGCAACGAUAGCUACUGCAUUACAGGUUAGCAAUGCUGCAAGUUUAUCAACUGGUCAGGAAACUCAGGUUAUAACGUCAUUAUAUCAGAAAGCUGUAGUCAUUAACGAACGAACGAAAUCUGCUGUUUCUUUUGUAAAGAGCGAGCAAAUUUUUGUAUACAUCCAGCAAAAUGUCGCUCCACUUCUAGAUAGAUGCAACAGCUACAAAAGCAAGUCGAUAUCAGCAAGGAAAGAGGCGCAAAAUGCUUUGACUCAGAGUCAACAAGCAUUUUCUGUAGCUAAAACCACAGCUGAUCGAAUAAAGCUAUUAGCCUCGAACAUAGACAACCUUCAAACAGUUCAAGUUUCUCAGUUAGAUAGUCUAAUUGAAAAUAUAUAUCAAGGUAGAGCUAAUUACAACAAGUUGAGCUUGUCUUCUGCAUUAGAAAAUCUUAAAAAAGCUAUCGCUGACCAAGACUUGAAAACUAAAGCAUACAAAAUUAAAAAGAGCACGCUUCAAGUUUCAAUAGAUCGGUUUGAAAGUUUGUAUCAAUCUUUAAAACAGGUCUCGUGUUAAAAUCUUAAUUCUUUAAUAUAAGGAAGACGAAAAAACAUCAAUUAAACAGAACAGCUGAGUCCAAAAAAGUGAAUCUUACGAAAGGUGUUAGAAUGUAAAAAUAGAAAACGUACUAAUACUUAGUUGAAGCUGAAAUAAGAAGUUUCUUGUUUAAAGAUUAUUCGAUUGAUUAUUCGACUGAUUAUUCGACAAAGGUGCGCCUUUAAUUGCAUCGGUUUCGAAAUAAGAAAACAGAUGUUGCUCGUCGCAUUGCGAAUUUAUUAGCAUAAAAUCAUAUUUUUUAGGUAUUUAGAAUCUUUUUAUUCAACAAAGACAUGUAGUUAAAUAACAAGUUUAUUAAAUUGUUUAUUUCAUUA